AUGAAGGAAACUAAGGUUCAGAAUACAAUAGCAGGUGCUAAGGGGAUUACAUUUUCCGGGGAUACUUUCGUAGUUCCUGAAACUCACGAUAUGGUGAAAACGCUAUUUGAUCCAAUGGUCAGAAAAUCUUAUUGUGAAAUGAUCAUAUUGUUGAUAUUAGCCGCCAAUGGAUUGGUGUUUUGGUUAAUUAACAACAACACGCUUAGAAUUGAAACCUUUAUUGGCUUGUACAUCUUCUGGAGACUUUCUUACAAUUUUGGAAUUGGGUAUUUGCUUAACGUGCAAUCUAAUCACCACAGACUCGUGAAAUGGGCGAGAAAGGCUCAGGUAUUCAAAAAAAAUGGUUCUUUGGUGUCUAGAUUAGCGGAAAAGGAGAUCAAGUCUCAAAUGGGUCCAGAAUAUGAUGUACAAAAAUAUCCAAUUGAGUUCAAUACUUGGCUCUUGUUCCGUAAGGUGGUAGAUUUGAUCUUGAUGCUGGACUUCACCACUUUUAUUUGUCUUGUUGUCGUAUGUGCCAUUAACAAAGACUACCAAUUUAUCAAUUCUGAUCAACAAGAAGUAUGGUUAAUCUCUACGAGAUUAAUUCUUGGGACAGUUUUGAUAUUAUUUAAUUUGUGGGUUAAAGUUAAUGCUCAUAAUACUAUUAAAGAUUACGCUUGGUAUUGGGGAGACUUUUUCUUUCGUCAAAUCAAUAAUGAAGAUUUGAUAUUUGAUGGUGUUUUCGAAAUGGUUCCUCACCCAAUGUAUUCUGUUGGUUAUGUAGGAUACUACGGGUUUGCAAUUAUCUCGAAAUCAUAUACGAUUUUGACGGUUGCAAUCUUCGGCCACUUUUUGCAAAUGAUUUUUUUGCAUUAUAUUGAAAACCCCCACAUUGAUAAGAUUUAUGGUCCAUCUGGAAAUGAAGCAGAUAUUGAAAUGCUUUUAAAAUUAAAGGAUUUAAGACAUUUCGAUAAUAUAAAACCUUUGGUUGGAUUAUUGAACUUCACUUGGUUGAGGGCUUCCGACAUGACCAAUUUGAUCAUGGUUGGUACAUAUAGUUUUACAAUUCCUUAUCUUGCUUCAUUGGUCGAUACCGUUAGGGUUGGCGAAACUGGCGUAAACCCAGGAACCAUAUUAUUUAUAUUGACGAUUGUAAUCAAAGUGUUUGAGUCGUUGUCAAUUAACAUUUUGCUUAUCUUACAAAGUUACUAUAAGACCUUUACAAAGUGGUACCUUUCAAAUGAUAUAUCCGUGGAGAAGACUUUGAAUAACUGGUCUAUAAUGUACAAUUCUUUAAUCAGUUUGACAUAUUCCUCCUUCUUUGGUUUAAACUUUUACCAUGUUCUUAUAGGUUUAGAAUCCGACAAGCUUUUCAUCAAUAGCUGGGUUUACUUGCGUAUAUUCCUUGGUAUUCUAUUAGUAUUUACUCAGGUCUGGAUUAAUUCUUCAAUUAUAGACCUGAUUGGCUAUUUCGGGUGGUUCUAUGGUGAUUUCUUUAUUCCAAAGACAUCACAACAGAAGGCACAUUUAACUAAGGCCGGUGUUUACCGUUACUUAAACAAUCCAGAGCAAAUAUUUGGUGUAUGCGGUAUUAUGGGUGUUACCUUAAUUAUUCCAUCUUUAGAAAACUUGAUAUGUUGUGUGUUAUGGGUUACUAAUAACUUCAUUAGAAUUAAUUUCAUUGAAAAAGCACAUAUGAUUAAGAUUUAUGGUGAAAGAGAGGUUAUGAAAGAUUCCGGUGUGACUAAAACCUUCAAGAAACAUUUGAUUCCUGGUGCUAUUCAAAGAAGGUUAAGUAAGGGAUCAGAAGAUAACUCUGAUUUACUUAACCAACAUAGGAGAAAGAGUACUAUUAUGGCAGGUGCAACGGAUUCUUUAGAUAAUUUCAUUAAGGAGUUGAAGAAUACUAAUACCCGUUUGACAAAGCAGAAUAUUCUUGAAUUAUCGCAAAACUUGUACUUUGAAAACUCAGAUUACAAACUUGUCAUUAAGAAUUUGAAUACUACCGAGAAUAAUUUGUCUACUGCAUUCAUUGGUGAACCCAUUGAAGUUGAGUGGAAGGCUCCAGAGAAUCAUUCUCCAAAAGAUUGGAUUGGAUUGUAUAAAACGGUUCAAACUACAUAUUCUCGUUAUAAAACAUUAAUUUCAUCUUCAGACCGUUGGACGCAAGUAACCUCGGAUUCGGGCUCAUAUGUAUUCGAAGGUGAAAAAUUAUUCUGGGAAGAAGGUAUUUAUGAAUUUAGAUACCAUUUAGAUGGUAAGCAUGAUGUUGCCUAUAUUUCAGAGCCAUUUGAACUUACUUCAGCUAACAUUGAAGUUCCUCCCUCAACUGAAGGUAGUAUUGUGUUAGCUAAUGAAUUAAAAGCAAAGGUUUUUGAUAGAGCUAUAGUCGGGUUUGGCUCUAUUGAUUCGCCAAUUGAUUCAGCUGUUCAAAAAUCUGGUAGCAUUAUUCAAACCUACAAUCGCUUAGCAUAUGUCAUUUCAAAAUCUACUGGUAUUCACAUCAAUGCUAAGGUUUUCCUUUAUGCGGAUAAUGAAGAUGAAUUAACAGUGCAUAAGUUAAGUUUGAAGCUUAUUAAUAUUAGAAAAGUAUUGGACGAUUUGUCCCAUGCCCACUAUCCUUUAAGCGAAGAAAAGAAAGAAGAAUAA
This is a messenger RNA of Debaryomyces hansenii CBS767, 2628 nucleotides long. RefSeq names its product phosphatidylethanolamine N-methyltransferase (gene CHO2). Gene Ontology annotation, molecular function: oxidoreductase activity, acting on the CH-CH group of donors; phosphatidylethanolamine N-methyltransferase activity. NCBI's taxonomy places the organism in Eukaryota, Fungi, Ascomycota, Pichiomycetes, Serinales, Debaryomycetaceae. Gene Ontology annotation, biological process: phosphatidylcholine biosynthetic process. The transcript has a single exon. The coding region runs from base 1 to 2628 and encodes 875 amino acids. The record is from RefSeq and is a predicted model, not a curated record.